CGAAACAAACACUUUGUCGAGCUCAGAGUCGACGACAGCUUUCGGCCCUUCUCUCAAUCACCGUAGUUGACGACAACAUCAACCUCAAAACUUGCAAGAACUGCAAAACCCAAUUCGACCUUUCUCUCAAUCACCCUCUUGCUUCUCAAUUUCACACUGCCCAUUUUGAAGGAUGUCGGAAGCACCAUUUAGACCACGUGAAAAGCUUUUUGAGAAGCAAAAAUAUUUCCAGAAUAUUCCCAAGCAUACCUACUUGAAGGGACCCAUGGAUAAGGUUACAUCUGUGGCCAUACCUCUGGCUUUGGCUGCAUCAUCACUUUAUCUGAUUGGACGAGGGAUCUAUAAUAUGUCGCAUGGAAUUGGAAAGAAAGAAUGACCUGGGAAUUUCGAAUUGAGGAGGUGGCUAUUUGCGACACAAAACAACCAUAGCCUCCUUAAUAUGGACCACUGGUUACCCUUGCAUUUAUGUUUGUUCUCUUAAUAAAAUUUCUUAGUUGCAGAUUUUGACUGCCAUUGGGGUUUAUAACUUUAUAACGAAAGUUGUUCAUUGUAUGUUUUAUAAAAUCAAAUUGGGUGAAUUGGCUCA
Messenger RNA from Vigna angularis (adzuki bean), 586 nucleotides. RefSeq lists its product as uncharacterized. Lineage: Eukaryota; Viridiplantae; Streptophyta; Magnoliopsida; Fabales; Fabaceae. The transcript has 3 exons. The coding region runs from base 173 to 376 and encodes 67 amino acids. The record is from RefSeq and is a predicted model, not a curated record.